AUGGCCGUCACAGGGGACUCGCUGUCCCCGGGCCCGACACCACACCCCCUCAAAAUAUUCGACACAGCAAGGAAACAAGACCGAUUCAUCUACGCCUGUGCGCCCAUGGUGCGCUACAGCAAGCUCGCCUUCAGACAGACGGCUCACCGAUACGGCACAGAUCUCUGUUGGACACCCAUGAUUCUGGCCAAAGAAUUUAACCGCAGCGAAUUUGCUCGAGACAGCGAUCUGACGAUAUCAACCACAGCGCCGCAGCCACCCACGAUCCUCCAAUUCGGGGCCAAUUCUCCCCUCGAGCUGGCACGCGCGUCCUCGCUCGCCGCCCCGUUCGUGUCCGGCGUAGACCUCAACUGCGGAUGCCCCCAGUCAUGGGCGUGCGCGGAAAGCCUCGGCGCCGCGCUCAUGGACCAAAGAGCCCUCGUGCGCGACAUGGUGAGCCAGGCGAGGCAGCGCCUACGCCACGACGGAUGGGCCGUCGGCACGGAGAGUGACAUGGACAGCCCCAACGGCCGCAGCGUCAGCGUCAAGAUUCGCGUCCACGCCGAUCUGAGGAGAACGGUAGACUUUCUCGACACCGUCGUCGGACACGCGCAGUUCCGCAACGUCGACUGGGUCACCAUCCACCCACGGACGCGGCACACGCCGUCCACGACGCCCAUCUUCACCGAGGCCCUCGAGAUGCUCGCGGACAAGUACGCGGACACGCUGCCGCUCCUCCUGUCGGGAGACGUCUUCGAUCUGUCUGCCCUGCCUGUGCGCGGCACGACGCCGACCGUCAAGGACGACGUCACGCCCCCGUCUGCGCCGAGGCCGAGCACGACUCGCCUGUCGGGCUUCAUGUCGGCGCGGGGCCUGCUCGCGAACCCGGCCCUGUUCGCGGGCCACGCGGCGUGUCCGUGGGAGGCCGUGGAAACGCUCAUGUGCAGGCUCGCCAGGGCGCCGCUGCCCUUCAAGCUGGCGCUGCAUCAUGUGCAGGAGAUGACAGGCCCGGGGAUGGGCCCCGACAAGAGGGCGCUGUUGAGCAAGAGGGAGAGGGCCCAGUUGAAUGCCUGCGAGAGCAUGCUUGACCUGGUGGAUUUCCUCGACGCAAAGCUGGAGGAGCAUACGGGGAGGCAGGGGAUGCGCAGGGAUCUAUGA
Metarhizium album ARSEF 1941 is the source of this 1137-nucleotide messenger RNA. RefSeq names its product Dihydrouridine synthase. The transcript is spliced from 4 exons. The coding region runs from base 1 to 1137 and encodes 378 amino acids. The record is from RefSeq and is a predicted model, not a curated record. NCBI's taxonomy places the organism in Eukaryota, Fungi, Ascomycota, Sordariomycetes, Hypocreales, Clavicipitaceae. Gene Ontology annotation, molecular function: flavin adenine dinucleotide binding; tRNA dihydrouridine synthase activity. Gene Ontology annotation, biological process: tRNA processing.